AUGCUGCGAGUGCGGUGCCUGCGCGGGGGCAGCCGGGGGGCUGAGGCAGCGCAUUACAUCGGCUCGAGGCUUCGAAGAGUCUUUACAGGAUGGGUGCAGCGAACUUUCCAGAGCACCCAGGCAGCUGCGGCCUCCCAGAACACCUGUGCCGCUGAUGACAAGGCUACAAGCCCUGUGCCCAAGGACUGUCUUGUUUGCUCGUACAAUGAAUGGGAUCCACUGGAAGAGGUCAUUGUGGGAAGAGCUGAAAAUGCUUGUGUACCACCUUUUUCUGUGGAGGUUAAGGCAAACACAUAUGAAAAAUAUUGGGGAUUUUACCAGAAAUUUGGAGGCCAUAGUUUCCCCAGAGACCAUUUAAAAAAAGCUAUUGCUGAAAUUGAAGAGAUGUGCAAUAUUUUGAAGGGAGAAGGUGUUAUUGUCAAGAGGCCUGAUCCAGUUGACUGGUCUGUGAAGUAUAAAACACCUGACUUUGAGUCUACAGGUAUGUAUGCUGCCAUGCCAAGAGACAUCCUCUUAGUGGUGGGAAAUGAAAUUAUUGAAGCACCAAUGGCUUGGCGUGCUCGGUUCUUUGAGUACAGGGCCUAUAGACGACUAAUCAAAGAUUAUUUCAACAGUGGUGCUAAGUGGACAACUGCCCCAAAACCCACAAUGGCAGAUGAACUCUAUGAUCAGAAUUAUCCAAUCCACUCUGUUGAAGACAGGCAUAAACUGGCUGCUCAGGGAAAAUUUGUAACUACUGAAUUUGAGCCAUGCUUUGAUGCUGCUGACUUCAUUAGAGCUGGAAGAGAUAUCUUUGUACAAAGGAGCCAGGUUACAAACUACAUGGGUAUUGAAUGGAUGAGAAGACACCUUGCACCAGACUAUAGAGUGCAUAUAAUAUCCUUUAAGGAUCCCAACCCUAUGCACAUUGAUGCCACUUUUAAUAUCAUUGGGCCUGGUCUUGUGCUCUCUAACCCAGACCGUCCCUGCCAUCAGAUUGAGCUCUUCAAGAAAGCUGGCUGGACUGUGAUUCAACCCCCAGUGCCACUCAUCCCAGAUGAUCACCCACUGUGGAUGUCUUCUAAGUGGCUCUCCAUGAAUGUCCUGAUGCUGGAUGAGAAACGUGUGAUGGUGGAUGCCAAUGAGACAUCGAUUCAGAAGAUGUUUGAAAAGCUGGGCAUUUCCACAAUUAAAGUGAACAUUCGCCACGCCAAUUCUCUGGGAGGUGGCUUCCACUGCUGGACGUGUGACAUCCGCCGCCGUGGCACCCUGCAGUCCUACUUGGACUAG
Molecule: messenger RNA, 1269 nt
Organism: Cinclus cinclus
Lineage: Eukaryota; Metazoa; Chordata; Aves; Passeriformes; Cinclidae
Gene: GATM
Product: glycine amidinotransferase
Exons: 9
Coding region: 1-1269 (422 amino acids)
Biological process (GO): creatine biosynthetic process
Cellular component (GO): mitochondrion
Molecular function (GO): amidinotransferase activity
Source: RefSeq, a predicted model, not a curated record